Molecule: messenger RNA, 1892 nt
Organism: Gamsiella multidivaricata
Lineage: Eukaryota; Fungi; Mortierellomycota; Mortierellomycetes; Mortierellales; Mortierellaceae
Exons: 1
Coding region: 195-1808 (537 amino acids)
Source: RefSeq, a predicted model, not a curated record
UGUUUUUGCACCCCCCCACCAAACCCCACCAAAAGGCGUACCUGAAUUAUACAAAUGCGUUCUACUUGACUUGUGAUAGUCGCCACGAGGAGGAAGCAAUUAGGCUUAUCAGACCCCUCGGGCACAAGGCUAGUCGGUUCAAUUGAAGAGGAACCAAGGCUCCAGUCCCGGCAGCAUCAGCAGCAACAGCAUCGAUGACGCACCCUCGUUGUGGAGCUCAACCGUUAAGGUUGUUUACUUGUUUUCUGAGACUCGACGGCUGUUUAUCUGCUUUUUUUUUUAUUUUUUUUUUCCCUCCUAUCCUUUGUGCCUGCUCACACUCAAUCUCGCCUUUCGUCGUCAUCCUCCUCCUCAUCCAUCCCUCCUUUCCUCAUCCACUCGACCUCCACGUCCCCCUCACAGAGCCGGUCCCACACAUGCGCAUAUCUCACCAAUUCGGCUUUAUCCUGGUCGCAAGCGUUUGUUCGCUCUUCCUCGAUACUGCACCCGUCCUUGCCGCCCCAGAUCCUAUCAUCCAGACCUGCUAUAACAUCGGAUGCAGCUCCGUCGUCUCUCUCCUCGAGCCCUGUGGUGGAGGUGCAACCAAUUCCUCGCUGCAACAGGAUUUCAUUUACACUCCUACACAGUCCCUUGGCGGGUGUGAGUGCAACUCGCAAUUCUACGGCAACUUUUCGUCCUGCCUUGCCUGCAUCAAUUCACAGGGCAUCAACAGCCCGGAGAUCCAGAACGAGCAGGACUGGGUUGGGGAGUGCCAGGGCUUCGGUUUCAACUACACAAUCUCGCCCGCUAUCAUUCCGACGAAUGGCGGAAAUGGUACCAAUGGAGGAAGCGGUGGGUUAAGUAAAGGGGCCAUUGCCGGCAUUGUCAUUGGUGCCCUGGCUCUCUUAGCCCUGGUUGGCGCUAGUAUCUUUAUCCUGUGUCGCAGGAGAAAGCAGCAGAAGAAGGACCAGGACUUUGGAGGUACGAGUGCCGGUGCUGCGACGGGCGCUGCUGCUGCUGCUGCUACAUCCGUAUCCCCGUAUAACAACACGGACUACCCUGCCAGUUACGACCAUCAUGACGAAUACUACGUUAAUCAGCAUGCUGCUUACGAGGAUCCAUCCGCACAACAGUACCAGAGUCAGCAUUAUGGCGACUUCCCUGGACAGCAGCAGUACCAUCCAAACGACUACCAGAACGACGACUACUAUGGCAUGGACGGCCACAAUGAUGCCAUGAUGAUGCAGAAUCUGGACAACAACGGUGCCUAUGUGCCUCCCCCACCCCAUCCACCUGCGACUCAGAUUCCCACGACAGCUGCGGCUGCGGCUACAGGGGCAGCGGCAGGCUAUGCUAUUGCAGCUCCCCGUCCAUCGGACCAGUUCCCACAGAGCCUUCGAAGCAAACCUAAGGGCUGGGACAGGGACACAGAGCCCGUCUCGGGUUUAGUCUCUACAGACCCCACUAUGUACAACGACAAGAUGGAGUUUGAAGACGGCGAGAAUCUGGAGCCACCACAUUCAAGGAACGACCGGGAAGAAUUUGCUGGUCGCCGCUCAAUGACACCACCCCGGGCCAACAUGCAGUCGUAUCGCGAUGAGUUCAAUCGACCAAGUUUUGAGCGUGAGCCUCGGCGCAGUGGGUCUGACCGUGGAUCGGUAUCGCGCCUGAAUCUGGCGCGCGCCAGCAUGGAUAAUGCGAACACCUACGGAGACUAUGGCCAACAGGCGGACGAACAUCAGUUUAGCCGAGGAGCCCAAGACAGCCCCGAAAGUGCUCACAGACGAGCCCGCGCUGCAGAGCUCUUUUCUGCCGAAGGUCGACGAUAAUGAUCAGUAGUCUCUUUUUAUACAGUCGCCCAUGGUGCUCCAUGUCUCCCCAUCCUUUUUUUUUUUUUUUUUCUCUACUUAAUC